Molecule: messenger RNA, 7217 nt
Organism: Harpia harpyja (harpy eagle)
Lineage: Eukaryota; Metazoa; Chordata; Aves; Accipitriformes; Accipitridae
Gene: SYNJ1
Product: synaptojanin 1
Exons: 32
Coding region: 14-4903 (1629 amino acids)
Biological process (GO): phosphatidylinositol dephosphorylation; synaptic vesicle endocytosis; brain development
Cellular component (GO): presynapse; perinuclear region of cytoplasm
Molecular function (GO): phosphatidylinositol-4,5-bisphosphate 5-phosphatase activity; RNA binding
Source: RefSeq, a predicted model, not a curated record
GGCGGGAGGCGCAAUGCGGAAGGGACGGCGGGGCCGGAGCGGAAGUGAGGUCCCGCCGGCUCCCGCGGCAGGGAGCGGAGCGGAGCGGGCGGCCGCUGGUGGCAGGUGGCGCGGCCGGACUGCCUCUGAUAAAGGCAAAAUGGCUUUCAGUAAAGGAUACCGUGUCUAUCACAAGCUGGAUCCACUUCCAUUCAGUGUGAUAGUGGAAACCAGAAACAGAGAAGAAUGUCUCAUGUUUGAAUCCGGAGCUGUGGCUGUCCUCUCUUCUGCAGAGAAAGACACAAUCAAGAAUACCUACUCCAAAGUAAUGGAUGCAUAUGGGCUCUUGGGUGUAUUAAGAUUAAACCUUGGAGACACAUUGUUACAUUAUCUGGUUCUAGUAACAGGAUGCAUGUCUGUGGGAAAGAUUCAAGACUCUGAAGUUUUUCGAGUUACUUCCACUGAAUUUGUAUCGUUACGAAUUGAUUCAACAGAUGAGGAUCGUAUUGCAGAAGUGCGCAAAGUUUUGAACUCGGGAAAUUUUUAUUUUGCAUGGUCUGCAACUGGUGUCAGUUUAGAUCUUAGCCUUAAUGCUCACCGCAGCAUGCAGGAGCACACUACUGACAAUAGGUUUUUCUGGAACCAGUCACUGCAUUUACAUCUGAAGCACUAUGGUGUGAACUGUGAUGACUGGUUGUUACGUCUCAUGUGUGGAGGAGUGGAGAUAAGGACAAUUUAUGCGGCUCACAAGCAAGCGAAGGCUUGUCUCAUUUCACGACUAAGCUGUGAACGGGCUGGCACCAGAUUUAACGUCCGGGGAACAAACGAUGAUGGUCAUGUUGCUAAUUUUGUUGAAACAGAGCAGGUGAUAUUUUUAGAUGACUCUGUGUCAUCUUUCAUACAGAUUCGAGGAUCUGUUCCAUUAUUUUGGGAACAGCCAGGCCUGCAGGUGGGAUCCCAUCGUGUCAGAAUGUCAAGAGGUUUUGAGGCGAAUGCACCAGCUUUUGACAGGCAUUUCCAAACUCUUAAAAAUUUAUAUGGCAAGCAAAUUAUUGUAAAUUUACUUGGGGCAAAAGAAGGGGAACACAUGCUCAGCAAAGCUUUUCAGAGCCAUUUGAAAGCAUCUGAACAUUCAGCUGAUAUCAAAAUGGUGAACUUCGACUAUCAUCAAAUGGUUAAAGGUGGAAAGGCAGAAAAACUACACAGUGUGCUUAAACCUCAAGUCCAGAAAUUCUUAGAGUGUGGAUUUUUUUAUUUUGAUGGAAAGGAAGUUAAAAGAUCUCAAAGCGGUACUGUCAGAACAAACUGCUUGGACUGUCUGGAUAGAACAAACAGCGUGCAGGCUUUCUUUGGCUUAGAGAUGCUAACAAAACAACUGGAGGUAUUAGGAUUAGCUGAGAAGCCUCAGCUGGUUACUCGCUUUCAGGAAGUUUUCCGAUCCAUGUGGUCUGUGAAUGGUGAUUCUGUCAGUAAAAUUUAUGCUGGAACUGGAGCCCUUGAAGGAAAAGCUAAGGCUGGAAAGCUGAAGGAUGGUGCUCGUUCUGUGACCAGAACGAUUCAAAAUAACUUUUUUGAUAGCUCCAAGCAGGAGGCCAUUGAUGUUUUGUUAUUGGGAAAUACCCUAAAUAGUGAUUUAGCAGAUAAAGCACGGGCUCUCUUAACCACCAGCAGUUUACGCGUUUCAGAGCAAUCAUUACAAUCAGCAUCUGUAAAAGUGCUAAAGAGUAUGUGUGAAAACUUUUAUAAGUAUGCAAAACCGAAAAAAAUUAGAGUCUGUGUUGGGACGUGGAACGUCAACGGGGGGAAGCAGUUUCGAAGUAUUGCCUUUAGAAAUCAGACCCUCACUGACUGGCUUCUAGAUGCACCAAAGUUAGCUGGUAUUCAUGAAUUCCAAGAUCGCAAAAGCAAGCCUGUAGACAUAUUUGCCAUUGGAUUUGAAGAAAUGGUGGAGUUAAAUGCAGGAAACAUUGUGAAUGCCAGCACAACCAAUCAGAAGCUCUGGGCUGCUGAACUGCAGAAGACUAUAUCAAGAGAUUACAAGUAUGUGCUGCUGGCUUCUGAGCAGUUGGUGGGUGUCUGCCUUUUUGUGUUCAUCAGGCCCCAGCAUGCUCCUUUUAUCAGGGAUGUUGCUGUUGAUACUGUAAAGACUGGCAUGGGAGGAGCCACUGGAAAUAAAGGUGCAGUAGCAAUUCGGAUGUUGUUUCAUACAUCCAGUCUUUGCUUUGUCUGCAGUCAUUUUGCUGCAGGGCAAUCACAAGUUAAAGAGAGAAAUGAAGACUUCGUAGAAAUAGCUCGCAAGCUCAGUUUUCCAAUGGGAAGGAUGCUCUUUUCCCAUGACUAUAUCUUUUGGUGUGGUGACUUUAAUUAUCGAAUAGAUAUUCCAAAUGAGGAGGUUAAGGACCUAAUACGACAACAGAACUGGGAUCCCCUUAUAGCAGGAGACCAACUUAUCAAUCAGAAAAAUUCUGGACAGAUUUUUAGGGGAUUUUUGGAAGGGAAAAUAAAUUUUGCUCCUACAUACAAAUAUGAUCUGUUUUCUGAUGACUAUGACACCAGUGAAAAAUGUCGCACACCGGCAUGGACAGAUCGUAUUCUUUGGAGAAGAAGAAAAUGGCCUUUUGACCGAUCAGCUGAAGACCUGGAUCUUCUGAAUGCUAGUUUUCACGAUGACAGUAAUGUCCCUUAUACAUGGAAUCCUGGUACUUUGUUGCACUACGGAAGAGCAGAGCUGAAAACAUCUGAUCAUAGGCCUGUGGUUGCAUUGAUUGACAUUGACAUAUUCGAAAUUGAAGCAGAAGAGAGACAAAAAGUUUAUAAGGAGGUGAUCGCAAUGCAAGGACCACCUGAUGGUACUGUAAUGGUCUCCAUCAGAAGUUCUUCAGCAGAAGAAAACUAUUUUGAUGAUAACUUGAUUGAUGAUCUUCUUCAAAAAUUUGCAAGCUAUGGUGAAGUUAUACUUAUAAGGUUUGUGGAAGACAAGAUGUGGGUAACGUUUUUGGAAGGAAGCUCUGCUUUGAAUGUUAUGAAUUUGAAUGGUACUGAGCUACUAGGAAGGAUUAUAAAUAUAAGCUUGAAAAAUCCAGAUUGGAUCAGAAGUUUGGAAGAUGAAAUGAAUCUAGAGAAGAUUAAUAUUGGGCUGCCUUCAUCGACAAGCUCCACUUUGCUUUGUGAAGAUGCUGAGGUUACUGCAGACUAUGAUAUGGAAGGAGACAUUGAUGACUAUAGUGCUGAAGUAGAAGAAAUCCUUCCUCAGCAUCUACAGCCAACUUCAAGCUCUGGUCUUGGAACCUCCCCAAGCUCUUCACCACGUUCCAGUCCCUGUCAAUCACCUACGCUGUCAGAUGGACCUACGCUCCCAGCGAGACCAAGCCGAGCACCAACAAAAACUCCUGGACCACCUGUUUCCACACACACUGAAUUUCAGCUUGGUACCCAGCAGAAAGAGUCUUCUCAGAGCUUGGAGCCUAAGCGUCCUCCACCACCUCGCCCCGUUGCUCCUCCUGCACGCCCCGCUCCACCACAGAGACCACCUCCACCAUCAGGCGGUAGGAGUCCUGCACCUGCUAGAAAAGAAUUUGGAGGUCUUGGAGCUCCUCCCAGUCCUGGGGUAGCUAGGAGAGAAGUAGAAGCACAAAAAAGUCCUGGAACACAAAGAAAAGAUAACUUAGUUCGUAAUCAGCCUCCACCUUCAACUGGAAUUCCAAGCACAGGAACUGCUGGAUAUGGUACAACCAGACCAACUGUUCCACCUCGAGCUGGAGUUAUUAGUGCACCACAAAGCCAUGUCCGUCCCUCUGGGGGAAGACCAGCACCUGAAACUCAGACCAAACCAGCUGAACCACCAAGAGGCUCACCAUUGCUUCCUGAACCACUAAAGCCUCAGGCUGCUGGACCUGCUCAGUCCACCACUCAGCCACCACCUGUGCUGAGGAUGCAGGAGCCUCUGAUACCUGUGGCAUCACAUCCAUCUCAGACAAGUGCCCCACAAAGUCUGGAACCCCCACAACCACCACCUCGUAGCCGAUCAUCUCACAGUUUGCCUUCUGAAUCUGCUCCUUCACAGCAGCAGAUUAAAACAAAUGGAACAUACGGCACUAAACUUGAAACACAGUUAAACAGCGACCCUUUUGAAGAUUUGUCAUUUAAGCUGCUUGUGUCAAAGAUGCACACGUCUGUUCGAACAUCACCUGUUCCGACUUUAAACCAAAAGGAGGUGAUACAGUUGCCUUCAGCAACACAAAGAAAUGCUGAUAUUUUGAACACUGUAAAUUGCAUGCCAGCAAUGCCUCCUAUUCCAACCUUUAACACAUCCCAGGAACAUAAGCGCAGCUCUCCAAAUCCGUUUAUCACUGGACUGAACUGCACAAAUCCAUUCACUGAAAGAACUCCUAAUGCUGGAAACCCAUUUAGAACAGAAAUGCAAGAGUCUGAAAUAACUUCACAUUUACUAGAAGGACGUGCCGCUUGCAAUCCUUUUCCUUCUCUGAAUCCCCCCAGUUCUAAUACAAGCAAGCCUGUAUUUUCUGUUGAUGCAUCUGAAAACACUUUUUGCUUGCGAAGUAAAUCUCUCAUGGUAAAAAAUGUACAGCCGAAAGGAUGGGUAACGUUUGAUGAUGAUGAUGAGAAUUUCAGUGUAAAGCUAAAGCCAUCUAAAAGUGUUCCAGAUUUUAAGCGAAUCAGUUCCAGGAAGUCAGCUGGAUCUCCAGAUUUGCCGGGCACUGGACAAAAUACUUUUCUUGGUUCAGACUUUAACUUUGAUAAUGACUGGAAUAAAAGUUCUACUGAUUGCUUCUACACAAUGCCAGCAAGAAGACCACCUGCACCUCCUAUACCAUCAAGAAUAACCAGCAACAGAUCCCCCGCAGAUCCUUUCACUUCUUUGGCACCUAAGGUGUCACCAACACAAGAUUUUACAGAAAGAUAGAUGUUCAAAAAUAUAAGAGGUUAUAUUUGUUGGUACAUUUAUCCCGUAGAAUAAUUGGGCAUUUGAGAUUAUUCUGUGUGCAAUAAUUAAUUAUUAAAUGCACUGAACUUAACUCUACUCAUAAACAGCCACUAUUGUUUGUGUAUAAAUUUUGAAUAUGUAUAUAUGGUAGAGCACAAAAAAUUGUCUGAAAUUUAUUAAAAUCCCGAUGUAAUAGUAUUUGAAUAGACAGAGAAAAGAAGGAUGAGCUACUUAAUCUCAUUAAAAUAUACCAAUCUUGGAAAUAGGUUUUGCUUAGGGAGCUCUCUCAUUCCUGUUCCCCUUUGUGGAAUUUCAAAAAAAGAGGGUCCCUGCUGGUAGCCUCCCCACUCCCUUUGUACUGUUUUGUUAAUUGAUAUUUAUAAGUAUUUACCAAAGAUCUGCCAAAGUUUAUUGAGAUUUGAAUGUUGACAGGUAUUGUUUAGAAGUUGUUUAAUUUAUAACAGAGGCUAUGGAUAUUUGUAAGGCUUUUAUUUGAAUUCGAGGCACAACAAAAAUAGUUUAAUUUCAAAAUACAAACAAAACUUUGCGUAUUAAUAUAUUCAAUAUUUGACUUCAAUUUUCUGUGUCAGUACAUUUCAGCUAUUAAAUCUUAUUGUGACAUAUACUCACUAGCAUUACUUCAGAAUAAUUGUUCGGUAUCAUCCAUUUAUUCAUUACUAUUUAAAAGAUACUUUUUUCCACAAAUUGGAAACCACUGAUACAAGAAGUUUUCCCUCAACCUCUGGAAAAAAAUUCCCCUUGGGUUUUGAGAUACAAAGCAGUCUUUACCAGUUGCAGACAACACAUUGGAGUUGGCUUGUCCCACUUUAGAAGGGCUUUCUUGUCCUAUAGAAAGACCAGAGUGAGGGAGUCAGCAGCCAUGUUACAACGUCAGAGAAGGAGAAAGUCAUCUUAUGUGAUUGGGCUCAGCAUCCUCCCCAUCUCCUAGACUUACUGCUGUAUUUUUUAAAUCUUACUUUCAAAGACAACAGGAGAACAGUAAUUCUCUGAGCUGAACAAUAUCAUUCUGUCACUUUUGCAAUUAAAACUAAAUGAGUGACUCUUCCUUGCCCAGAGGCAGGGACCAGCCUCUGUGCGGGGUUGCUGGUUUGAGGCUAGUGAAGGCUAAGUCACAUUUCUACAUAUUAUGCUAUAAAAAUGCAACCCUUUGUGCUUUUAUGAUUUUCUAAAGCUCACAUGAGAAUACAUAAAAUACGAUAUGUUGUUAUCUUGAGGCAAUUUAAAAUAACUGAUUUCCUUAACUCCAUUUAGGUAUGCUGUAAAACCCUGCAGUUCUCCUUACAAUCCGCAGCAUCUUAGGAUGUAACUUACAUACGCAGCUGCGUACUUUCAUCCAAAGCUGAAUGUGUCACAAUGUUGUCAUCUCUUGGGGGACUGCAAAUACACGCCUACACGCAUUGGCUUACUUGUGAACAAACUGUACUGGUUCUGCAAAACCAGGGACUGAAACGCAACAAACUAGCAUUAUAUUUAUAGUAGCAAAAUACACAGUGACAGUACUUUUUUUAAAUUCUCAAAUGCUAUCCAAACAUUACUUAUAAAAUAAUCCACUCUUCCUUUAAAGAGUAUAUGGUUAGCCAUGAGCUGCAGUUGGAUAGAGGAGUGACGAUAGUGAGUUUUAUCUUGUGCUUUUUUCCGUUCAGGUCCUUAAACAGACCUUGUACAUUUUAAACAGCAGUGGUACUAUACUCUUUGUGCUUCGGUAUGUGGAUUACCUUGUUUUAAACUGUUGCUAUAAACAUCUGUGUGAUUGGUGUUUUGGUAUAUUCUUACAUUAGCAAAACAAUUUUGGGGGGAAACUUUUUGCUAGUGGGAGUUACGUGAUAAAUAUGUUCUUUGUUGAAUAUUUAAUUACAGUGAUUAAAAACUACUGUCUAAACUGUACCUGGUAUACAGCACCUCUACACUUUACAGGAUUACAGAGACUGACGGCAAAGCACUGCAAGGAUCACAAGAAAUGCUCCAAAAAUAAGAGUGUGUGUAUAUAUAUAGCUAACUGCUGUAACGUGUAUUAACAAGAAUAAUUACUAGCGGGAUUUCUGAAAAUACUAAGAAUUAAAAUUAGAAACGCUCAACACAUUUUCAUGAAUUCUGUGUUCCCUGUGGUAAAUUGCUCUGUUAAAUGUAACGAUUUUCUUGCUUGUGGCACACAACUAUUUAUGGCUGUACCCUUUCCGGAGCUGCAGUAUUGAAACUCAGUGGCGUACAACAUUCCCUCUCUACCCUGUGGAAGGCGGUGGUGUAUUCAUGAAAUAAACAUACCUGCCCUUGA